This is a messenger RNA of Dibothriocephalus latus, 570 nucleotides long. Lineage: Eukaryota; Metazoa; Platyhelminthes; Cestoda; Diphyllobothriidea; Diphyllobothriidae. The record is from the annotation of a GenBank genome assembly.
AUGCAGAAAAUUAGGCUUUCCAGCUCCGAUGGGGAGAUUUUCGACGUCGACUUGGAAAUCGCGAAGCAAUCCAUGACAAUAAAAAUUAUGUUGGACGCUUUGGGCGUGGACGCUGAAGAAGAUGAGGAACCCGUGCCGUUGCCAAAUGUCACUGCAGCCAUUCUUCAGAAGGUACUGCAAUGGUGCACCUACCACAAGGACGACCCUCCUCAGCAGGAGGAUGAUGAAAACAAGGAGCGCAGGACUGAUGACAUUUCCAGCUGGGACCAGGAGUUCCUCCGGGUUGACCAAGGUACUCUCUUCGAGCUGAUCUUGGCUGCAAAUUACCUGGAAAUCAAAGGCCUCCUGGAUGUCUGCUGCAAAUCAGUCGCCAAUAUGAUCAAGGGAAAAUCACCAGAGGAGUUGCGGAAAAUUUUCAAUAUUAAGUGUGAUUUCACACCUCAGGAAGAAGAACAGUUCGACAAAGAAGACAAACUUGGUGACUUACGCUGCAUUAUCGUGAAUGUAGACUCACGCAGUAUCUACCUAACCCUCUCCUCACUGCCCUACCUGUGCCAGGUGCCAAGAUAA